This is a messenger RNA of Candidula unifasciata, 744 nucleotides long. NCBI's taxonomy places the organism in Eukaryota, Metazoa, Mollusca, Gastropoda, Stylommatophora, Geomitridae. The record is from the annotation of a GenBank genome assembly.
AUGGCUGGCAACAAAGCAUCUCAUGAUUCCGAUUACCUGGAUUUUAGUAAAUUGGAGAAAGAAGUUCAGAAUGCAGUUGUGAGUGAAGAGAAAUAUUGGCAGGAGAAUGAGGCAAAGAUCCGAGCUGUAGAACAAAGAGUGCCCACAUAUGAUGACUUCAGAGAAAUGGUUCUGGCUGCCCACCUGAAACCCUUGGACAAGAAAGAUAAGUUAAGCAGCAUUGAGAAAUUCACCCAAGUCUGGAAUCCAUCUGCUCAGAAGUUUCCUAAAUCUUCUCAGACAAAAGAGCAAAUGAUUAGGACUGUUCUGGGGGAGGAGUUAUCUGAGCAAAACAAAUCAGAGGAGAAAUCUGUUACAAAACUCCCUGGUUCUGAAAAAGAGUUUAUCCUACACUGGAGACAUCAUUGCAAAGCUCAGGAAGAUAAAAAGCAAUUUCUCUUUGCUGUUGGUGCACACAAAUUAGCAGAAAUAUUCAGGGUUGAAAUUGCUGGAGAUUUAUUGGGAGAGUUCCUUGAAUGUCUGCAUUGUUUUGAGGUCGGUGAAGCAGGACAAGUAAUAGAGAUUCUAGAGACGUUAACAAAAUCUCAACGGUUUUCUAUCUCAUUGGCAUUUCUCAGCAAGAAAGAGAAAGAGUCAGGUAGGCUUCUGUUUGAAGAGCUGAAGGCUUGUCCUUCUGUGAGUGAUUUCCCUUUGUUGGUGGACAAAUUGGCAAGUUUAGAAAGUGUUUACAAUAAGCACUGGUAA